Lynx canadensis (Canada lynx) is the source of this 4022-nucleotide messenger RNA. It is a transcript of the gene THNSL2, whose product is annotated as threonine synthase like 2. The record is from RefSeq and is a predicted model, not a curated record. Gene Ontology annotation, molecular function: pyridoxal phosphate binding. Gene Ontology annotation, biological process: 2-oxobutyrate biosynthetic process; dephosphorylation. NCBI's taxonomy places the organism in Eukaryota, Metazoa, Chordata, Mammalia, Carnivora, Felidae. The transcript is spliced from 8 exons. Bases 1602 to 3056 code for a protein of 484 amino acids.
GUGGCGCCGCUAGCUCGCCGCGGUGACCAAACCCCGCCCCAGCGGCCGAACCUCGCCCCUCCCAGGCCGGAUCUCCUCCCCGCGUCGGCUUCUGGCGAAUUGAGGCGCCCUCCCCGCGGUAAUCGGUAACGGUCUGUCUGCGCUUUUGAACUUCUCUCGGUUUCGCUCAACCGUGACUUCCGCGUGGCUGUGUCGGCCUCCCUGCCCCCUUCCGUAGUCUAGUUGGGGCACUGUGCUCAGAUUUGGAGGACCUGGGAGGGUCGAGGGUUUCCGAGGCUUGGAGCCUUCCGUAGGGGCUCUGCGGUACUCGGACACUGAGAAGUGUUUUCAGAGGCUGGGAGUGUGCCUUAUCCUGCAGACCUUAUCAAAACCUCCUUCCCUGACCCACGGCCUGGAUAGCCGAAGACUGGUGCCCGGUGACCUUAGACAGGCAGGGGCCUACCUUGAGCCUGCUGGAGCCUCCACCCUGAGGGGCCCAGUCUGGGCUCGGAGGGCAGAGACUCAGCUGCUGGGGUCCAAGUCCCGGCCCUGCCCGCCCUUUAUCAGAAAUUUCUUCGCCUCGCUGGGCCCUUCCUGAACUGUUUCCUAGCCUUGGGGCUUUAAAAUCAGACCUCCUGAAUUCACUGUCAUGGUCCAGAGAAAGGUAUUCAGAGCUCAAGCUCAGCUCCUCAACAUGGCACCCGGCUCCUGAGAAACUAACCGAUGUGACAUGUAACCAGAGUUAGGCCUUGGGUGCCCUUGGGCACUCCCCUGGCCACAGCCCCAGUCAGCGUCCUGAACCCAUCCAGGGCCAGUCAGCCUUAGCUAGACAGUAUUAAGGGUAGCUUGUCAGCACUUCUAACUAUUCCAGGGUUAGGCUGAGAAGUAGGGCACUGGUUUUCAAUUAGCUUGACCAAAUCCUUCUAGUUUGUCUACCACUGAGGGGUUUCCUGGGACAGGGGACUUCCGGUUUUAAAACUGGGAAGGUCGUGGGCAAAGUGGGAUAAGUUGGUUCCUGUAUUUUAACCCUGGCUGCACGAUAGACUCACCCAAGGAGUUCUCAUAGGGGUUCUAAUUUGAUGGAUUCGGGGAGGGUCCCAGAUAGGAAUAUUUUUUUAUAGCUCCCAAGUUGAUCCCAACAAACUACCAGAGUGAGGAACCACUAGGUUAUGGGCAACAAUGCUGUAAAACCAUUGAAGGUGGCUAUAUUUUGAACAGAAGUGGACCCAGACAUUUCUCAAAAUGGUGGUCCUCUCCUUAUCAAGAGGGCUAUCAAAAUGGCAGUUGCUUUAUUAUUGCUAUUAUCUUUCCCCAGUUCCCUUAUUCCUCAACAGUGAGGACCCACAAGCCUUCUCCUUUCCUCGAAUGCCUCAGGAUCCCCUUUCCCAAGGUCAGCGAAUUUGCCUCCUUUGGAUUGGAGAGGCCAUGAUGUGGACAGUUCCGGAUGAAGCUGGCAUGAGACUCAACAGGGCUCCAGUCUCUCAGUCUGGGAUGCCUACCCCAAAUGAGUCGUGGUCUAGGGGCUAGCCGAGGGUGCUGUGUAUGCUUCAGCUUCUCUCUGUGGGGUACUGAGCUUGGAGAGCAGGUGCCUCUGGGACUUUUCCCUCUGCAGGCCACCAGGGAUGCGGUACAUCAGCACUCGGGGAAUGGCCCCCCGGGUCGACUUUGAGGGAGCCCUCUUCUCUGGCUAUGCUCCUGAUGGGGGUCUCUUCAUGCCCGAGGAGCUCCCCCAGCUGAGCAUAGAGACCCUGCGUCAGUGGAGUACGCUGUCCUACCCCGGCCUGGUAAAGGAGCUGUGCACCCUCUUCAUUGGCCCGGAGCUCAUUCCAAGAGAUGUCUUAAAUGGUCUGAUCGACCAAGCUUUCAGCAGAUUCCGUCACAGAGAAGUGGUCCAUCUGUCCAGGUUGAGGAAUGGGCUGAAUGUGUUGGAGCUGUGGCAUGGCGUCACAUAUGCGUUUAAGGACCUGUCCCUGUGCUGUACAGCACAGUUCCUGCAAUACUUCCUGGAGAAGAAGGAAAAGCACGUCACUGUGGUCGUAGGAACGUCUGGGGACACAGGGAGUGCUGCCAUUGAGAGUGUUCAAGGGGCAAAGAACAUGGACAUCAUCGUUCUGCUGCCCAAGGGCCACUGCACGAAGAUUCAAGAGCUCCAGAUGACAACAGUGUUGAGGGAGAACGUCCAUGUGUUUGGAGUGGAGGGCAACAGCGAUGAGCUCGAUGAGCCGAUCAAAGCUGUGUUUGCUGACGUGGCUUUUGUCAAGAAGCACAACCUGAUGAGCCUGAAUUCAAUCAACUGGUCCCGGGUCCUCGUGCAAAUGGCCCACCACUUCUUCGCUUAUUUCCAGUGCGCGUCAUCCUUAGACAUGGACCCCCUGCCCCUCGUGGAGGUGGUUGUACCGACAGGGGCUGCAGGUAACCUUGCAGCGGGGUGCAUUGCUCAGAAGAUGGGCCUGCCUAUCCGCCUUGUCGUGGCAGUGAACCGCAAUGACAUCAUCCACAGGACUGUCCAGCAGGGCGACUUCUCUCUUUCUGAGGCCGUUGAACAGACCUUGGCAUCAGCAAUGGACAUUCAGGUGCCCUACAACGUGGAGAGAAUCUUCUGGCUGCUCUCUGGCUCCAACAGUCAGGUGACAAGAGCCCUCAUGGAGCAGUUUGAAAGGACCCAAAGCGUGAGCCUACCCAAGGAACUGCAUAGCAAGCUUUCAGGGGCAGUGACGUCUGAGUCAGUGUCGGAUGAGGCCAUCACCCAGACCAUGGCUCGCUGUUGGGAAGAGAACAAGUACUUGCUGUGCCCUCACUCGGCCGUGGCCGUGAGUUACCAUUACCAACAGACAGAGCAGCAGCCGCCCAGCCUUCCCCGGUGUUGUCUGGCCCCCGCCUCUGCAGCCAAGUUCCCAGAAGCUGUCCUGGCUGCCGGGCUGACCCCAGAGACCCCUGCGGAGAUCCUAGCCCUGGAGAGCAAGGGGACACGCUGCACCCCGAUGCGGAAGGGUGACGACUGGACGCUGAUGCUUCGGAACACCAUUGAGGACAUAAGCUGCCAGCAGAGGGGUCACUUCCUGAAUGCUCUGGAGUAGCCAGGCUGGAUUUGCCUUCCUUCAGGCUCCAGACCGCAGGGAGGCAUGCCCUCUAAACUGCUUUGCACACCUUCUCGUUAAGAGGUGGUGUAGUUGGUUCUCAGGAGGUUGCUCAGCAUGGUCUGGGGACCAGCUGGCUUUGCUGUGUUCUGGAGCCGCUCUGUGUCCUCACCGUGGUGGUGGUGUGCCUGCUUACUGGAGGUGCUGGCUGGGGAUGUGUGUGUGUGACGGGGCGUUCCGGAUGGUGCAGGAGCGUCACUGCUGCGGCACGCCCGCUAACCGUGCCAUGGUUCUCAAAGUGUGGCCCUUGGGUCUCCUCAAAAUGCACACUUCCGGCCCCUACCCCCUACCUUCUCAGGCAGAUCUCUGGGUGGGGGGUGGAUGUCUGCAGUUCUUACGAAUUCCCCGAGUAAGUCCUCUGUGCACUCCAAUUUGGGAAGCCCGAGCUGGGGAGUUUAGGUUGAUACGUAAUUUCUUAUUUAUCCAUUUUGAGGUGUACUUUCUUUUCACGAGGGCAUGCUUUACUGCUUCUACUAUUUUCACGAUCUAGCCCUGCCCUGUCGGACUCAGUAGCCGCCAGCCAUAUGGUCUCUGAGCACUUGAAAUGUGACUAGUAUGGCUAACACACUGAAUUUUUCAUUUUUUAAAAUUUUAAUUGAUUUACAUUUAAAUGUCUUGACUUCUUACGUUACUUGAUUCUGUUAUUUAAAAAAUUUUAAGUGUGGUUAGAAAAAUGCAAGUAUGUGAAUCAGCUUUUUCAGCUGUCAAUUUUAUGAAGUCUAAAUACAGGUAAGUAUGCCAAUGAAAAUUUAGCGUUCUAAUUGAGAAAGACCAUAAGUGCAAAAUAUAUGUUGGAUUUCAAAGACGUCAAACGAAAAAAAUCGGAAGUAUCUCGGGAAUAAUUUUACACUGACCACAUGUUGAAAGGAUAAUAUUUUGACGUAUUGGGUUAAAUAAAAUGGAUCA